AUGGAAGUGAAGGAAGUGGGGUCGAGGAGAAACAUGCAGUAUAUGUGCCAAACGCGCACGCGGGCGCAGCCGUGGGUGAGCGCUGACGGCAACGCGACGACGAGCGUGCUGCCACUGCGGCCGCGGGCGCGCGACGCCGGCCGCCACCUGUGCUGCUCCGGCGACAACCCGCGGCUGCCGGCCGGCGCGCGCCGCGACUGCUGGAAGCUCGCCGUCCGCUGUGAGUCGCUCGCUCUCUCCGCUGCUCCAACACCCAGGGCACUCACUGUAAUACAGAAGCUGCUGGGUGGUUCACGCCAGCGACGUACGAGGCGCCGUUUUCCAGACAGCCCCGUCGUGUCUCUGGAGCUGGGCAGCGGACUCAACGCCAGCGCCAUCCGCGAGGGCGACGACGUCUACCUCGAGUGCCGUGUGCGGGCCGACCCCUGGGUCACCGACGUCGUCUGGACGCACAACGGCAAGCAGGUGCAGACGAACGCCAGCGCGGGCACGCUGCUGAGCAACCUGACGCUGGUGCUGCAGGCGGUGCGCCGGCACAGCGCCGGCCGCUACUCGUGUCGCGUCGCCAACGACGAGGGCCGCGCGGGCAGCAGCCCGCUCACUCUGGACGUCAAGUACGCACCCGAGUGCGCGGCGGGCCAGCAGACGGUGUGGGGGGCGGCGCGGCGCGAGCCGGUGUCCGUGCCGUGCGAGGUGGACGCGCGGCCGCCGGCUACGCUCUUCCGCUGGGCCUUCAACAGCAGCGCCGGCAGCGGAGCUCCCACGGCCGCCAGCGGCGCCGACGCCGGAGCGGGCAGCAGCGCCCAGGUCGCCACGGCGCCCGCCGCCGUCACUACGCAGCCGGGCCGCAGCGUCGCGACGCACACGCCCCUCAGCGACGCCGACUACGGGACGCUGCUCUGCUGGGGCCGCAACGAAGUGGGCGCCCAGCAGCAGCCCUGCGUCUUCCAGGUGGUGCCUGCAGGUCCUCCGGACCCGCCGCGCGACUGCCGGGUGUCGUCGCGGUCUGCGACGUCCCUGCAGGUGUCGUGCAUGCGGGGCUCUGACGGAGGGCUGCCGCCGCAGCAAUUCACGCUGGAGCUGCUGGCGGCCCGCGGCGGACGCCUGGUGGCCAACGUGACCAGCCGCGCCUCGCCGGAUUUCACCUUGGCCGGGCUGGAGCCCUCCACCUCCUACCGGCUGCGCGUGUUCUCCAGCAACGGCAAGGGCCGCAGCGACUCGGCCGCCGAGCUGCAGGUGACCACGCCCAGCGCCUCCACCGGCGGCGGUGGCGGUGGCCUGAGCAGGCCGCGACUCGACCAAGAAGAGGAGCCUCCGGUGCCGGUGGAGGCGCUGCUGUUGGCAGGGGUGCUGGUGGCACUGCUGCUGGUCGGUAUCCCAGCCCUUCUACUGGCGCUGCGCAUGCGCAGAGCGCGCUUGCGGGCUGCCGCCACCCAGAAGGAGCCGCCCCCACAGACGCCAGCCACCGUCACCACCGAGGACAACCCUGACGUCAUCCCCAAUGAAGGAGACGUGAGCGCAGGGUACCUGGGCGUGCUGAAGCACCCCCUGCCCGCGGACACGAGGCAGCUGGUCAGCGACUCACCCACCCCUACGCCGACGCCGCCCUCCGUCGUUUACCCUACGACGGUCGCUGCAGCCACUCAUGUCUCCGGGCCUGUGGUGCUGGAGGCGGCGUGCUGGCCCGUUCCAGUGCCGGUGGCCGUCCCCCACCCGCAGCCGCUGCUGGAAGCGCGACCUCCGCCCCCGGCGCUGCCGCUGCCGCUGCUCAAGACCUCCGCCGCCGGCUGCAGGAGUCGCCACGACGCGGGCACGCAGACGCCCCACCUGGCGCGCCACAAGGAGAGCGCCGUCUAGCUGAGCGUCCACACCUCUCGCGCACGAGCUCUCUGCAGCCGCGUUUCUGCGGUUUUACGCAGGAACCAAAAUAAAUGCAGAUGACUCCACUAUCGUCGCAGAAAGUGGGGCAAGUGUGCUUAGGAGUAUAUUCUCGACUGCCCAGUCAAAACAACCAAGAUGGCGAAAACAACAGCGAUUGC
Schistocerca piceifrons (Central American locust) is the source of this 2039-nucleotide messenger RNA. RefSeq names its product nephrin-like. The transcript is spliced from 10 exons. NCBI's taxonomy places the organism in Eukaryota, Metazoa, Arthropoda, Insecta, Orthoptera, Acrididae. The record is from RefSeq and is a predicted model, not a curated record. Bases 1 to 1857 code for a protein of 618 amino acids. Gene Ontology annotation, molecular function: protein binding.